AUGACACCUGUGCUUUACACUAUUCUUAUUCUUAUUCUUCGCGUUGUGUUGUGCUCAUUACUACUGGAGGUGGCGGCCGCAGAUUCACGACGGCUUCUCACGAUUGGACUGGUCGCUGAUAAUCACUACGACACAUUUCCCGCCGGUGAAAAGGCCCCAUGGGAGAGUAUGCACCACUGGUUGAUUGAACAGAGAAAGCGGACGACUACAACUAAACUGCGACGCUACGAUGUUGCGAAGGAUAAGAUGGAUGAGGCUGUGGGACUAUUUAAUAGUAUUCCAGACAUGAAUGUAGUGGUGAAUCUUGGGGAUCUCGUUAAUAAUGAUAUGAUGUGGAAUUUAAAACCUAUACUAGAUAGUUUUCAUCGUACAAAAGUACCACAUUAUAGUAUUUUAGGUAAUCACGAUCUUCGUGGUCAUAAUGAUCGUUUUGGUAAAAUAAAUAAAACACAGGAAAAGUGGGUAAUGAAUAAAUUAGGACUUCAUCGUUGGUAUUAUACGAUUGAUCAUCCACCAUUUCGUUUUAUUUUUAUGGAUUCCAUGACGAAUGAUCCAGAAAAUACAAAUAUAACGACAAAGGAAGAACAAACAAAAUGGCUAAAAGAGGAAUUAGAUAAAGCUAAAUCUGAUGGACGUGUAACAAUUCUUUUUGCUCAUAUCCCUAUAGGAUUUAAAACGAACCGUUUAGGUCCACUUUUAUUACAAUAUGAUCAAAUGCCAUUAGUUUUUUCUGGUCAUAAUCAUAAGGGAGAUUAUGUGAUACAAGGACCACAUCGUGUGCAUUGUGUUACUUUAGCUGGUCAAAUUGAAACUUUAUCUAAUGCCUAUGCUGUAGUAGAAAUAUUUGAGGAUCGCGCAGAAUUAACAGGUUUCGGUCGUGUACCUUCACGUAUUAUGUAUUUUCAACCAAAUGUAGUAGAUAUACUUCGUAAAUACAAAGGGGAGUUAAAACAUGAUUUGAGUGCGCAAGGUUGUCAACCACCUCCUCCGGAUAAGUUAUGGGCCAAUGAAGUUCUCCAAAAACCACCUGAUCUACAAUUAAAUAUUCCCUAUUAUAGAAAACCAAAUCUUCCUCCUGCUAAUGCAAAUUCCCCACCACAAACCAGGUUUUUCAUCGAAAUAUUGCCUAAAUUAAAUAGAGGAACGGGAGGUAUUAGAGGUCCAGAAGAAACAGUAGAUCUUACUUCAGCAACAGAUAAAAGAACAUGGUUAAUAAAUGGUACAAGAAUUGUUAAUGACACAGAACCAUUAAGGAAUAAUAUUAGUUCUAUUUCUGCUUCUGUCCAUAAUGUUGGUGUUGUUGAUGGUAGCGGUGUUGUUGUUGUUGACGGUAGUGAUGGUGGUAACGAUGAAAGUAUCACAAAGAUUAUUCAGAAGGAAACUAUUACUGAUACUGAUUUGGACCAAGAAAUGGAACUAUUUUUAAAGCUUGUCCUUUGUACACCUAUUGUGGCUUUGUUUCUUUUAUUGCUAUGUACAUUAAGUAAAGGACGCCGUUUAAAAAGACGUUAG
Messenger RNA from Trypanosoma theileri, 1512 nucleotides. Its product is annotated as serine/threonine protein phosphatase. The transcript has a single exon. Lineage: Eukaryota; Euglenozoa; Kinetoplastea; Trypanosomatida; Trypanosomatidae. The coding region runs from base 1 to 1512 and encodes 503 amino acids. The record is from RefSeq and is a predicted model, not a curated record. Gene Ontology annotation, molecular function: hydrolase activity.